Molecule: messenger RNA, 3187 nt
Organism: Anguilla rostrata (American eel)
Lineage: Eukaryota; Metazoa; Chordata; Actinopteri; Anguilliformes; Anguillidae
Gene: tmem30b
Product: transmembrane protein 30B
Exons: 8
Coding region: 476-1495 (339 amino acids)
Cellular component (GO): plasma membrane; Golgi apparatus; endoplasmic reticulum
Source: RefSeq, a predicted model, not a curated record
GGCUGUCGCUGCGAUACUAGGCUUAGUACAGUGACAGAGGUGGUAAACGAUAACCCUAAUUGCACUUUAACUCCUUGGCGCAGAAACGUUGCCGCGACAUUUUGUUUCUGGCAGCUAAAUUUAACCAAUGUGUUUUUGUUGUGUUGGUAAAAGUAGGCCUAGGUGUAGGCUACAAGCCACCACCUCUCCCCGGUUUAUUGAUUUAUGCCUGGUUUACGUAAAAUUCAGGUUAAAGCAAAGCCUGUCGAUCGGCAUUUUCUCAUAUUGGUAGUUUUCUAUGGGAAGGAUCGACGUUCGGUGGGUUUUUCACUCUUAAUGAAAGGGGUCCGGACUGCUUUAGCGCUGGGUAUCUUGAGUCUAUUGAGUCAAAGGUAAAGGCUGCAGGUUUGAUUCUCCGGUGAGGCGCUGCCGUUGUAUCGUUGCUUGAGCAAGCAAGCACGGCCCGAAACAGGAAGUUGAGCGGGGUUUUUUCGCCAUGAAGAAACAGGAAGAGACGGCCAACCGGCCGGACAACACGGCGUUCACGCAGCAGCGGCUGCCCGCCUGGCAGCCCAUGCUGUCCGCCGGCAUCGUCAUCCCCGGCUUCGUCAUCAUCGGCAUCGCCUUCAUCGGCAUCGGCGUGGCGCUCUUCGUCACCUCCCAGAACAUCCAGGUGUUGGAGCGGGAUUACACGGGCGUGGAGAAAGACUCCCCCUGCUUCAAGUGCACCAGCUCCGAAGCCAAGAACUGCGUCUGCACCAUCAACUUCUCCCUCUCCCAGCUGUUCGAGGGUCCCGUGUUCUUCUACUACGGCUUGUCUAACUACUACCAGAGCUACCGCAGAUACGCAGUCUCCAGAGACGCCGACCAGCUGUCUGGGGACGUGUCCCACUUCAAGGCUCCAGAUUCCUCCUGCACUCCGUACGAGUACUCCCAGAGCCUGCCCAUCGUGCCCUGCGGCUCCGUGGCCAACAGCAUGUUCAACGACUCCUUCAAGCUGUACCAGGUGGUCAGUGGGCAGAGAAAGGAGGUCCCAUUCGACAGCAAAGGCAUCGCCUGGUGGACGGACUACAACAUCAAAUACCACAACCCCAUCUACAACGGGUCCCUGAAGGACGCUUUUACCGGUACGGUGAAGCCACCCAACUGGCCCAAGCCGGCCUAUGAGCUGGACACGCAGGACCCCGCCAACAACGGCUUCCAUAACCAGGACUUCCUGGUGUGGAUGAGGGCGGCGGCUCUCCCAGACUUCAGGAAGCUGUACCGGCGAAUCACGGAGGGGGACUACGCCAAGGGCCUCCCCGCUGGGAACUACUCCUUGGACAUCAGCUACAACUAUCCCGUGUUGCCUUUCGAUGGUCGGAAGAAGGUGGUCUUGAGCAACGUCUCCUGGAUGGGCGGAAAGAACCAGUUCCUGGGCAUCGCCUACCUGGUGAUCGGCUCGCUGUGCGUGGUCAUGUCCCUGGUCAUGCUGAUCGUUUACGCCAAGUUCAAGUUCCCGGAGGAUGACUCGUGAGGCGCAGCCACUGCGGGACCUGUCCGAGAGGGGGGGGGCGCGGAGAUGAGGUCAUCUUAACCGUCCUGACUCAGGAGGGUUCCGUCCCCGUCCCCGUCCCCCGGGCCCCUGUGAUUGGCUGUUGAUAAGCUACAUUCCUCAGCUAAAGCCAGUGACGGUAAAUUAAAAGCGGUUAAAUUGGGAAAUGCUCAUCUUCAUGACCUGUGUGUCUCAUCUGUAAGCAAAGGGAUGUGGGUGAGUGAUACACACACAGACACACACACAUACACACACACACACACACACACACUCACACACACACACACACACACACACACUCACACACGCGCACACACACACGCAUACACACACACUCACACACACAGACACACACACAUACACACACACUCGCAUACACACACGCACGCGCUCACACACGCAUACACACACACACACACACACACACUCACACACACAUCCAGAGCUUUUACACUCUUGGGUAGCUGUUGUAACAAGUGUCAAUUUUAUUUAAACAAAAUUUUAAAAAAGCUAAAUACUAGCCCUAGAGACAGUGGGGGCCUAGAAAAUCAGUAAUCCCCGGAUUAAUGAAAAAUCACAGCCAUGAAUUAUGAUUUUUUUAGGCCGUUCCCCUGUUCUACAGGCUUUUGCACACGACACACUUUUCUGGCAGUUGGGUGGGGGCAAGGGACAGGGUGCUAAUGUUUAAAGAUGCCUUAUGCACAGAUCGUGUUGUUUCUUCAGACAGGUUUAUUUAUUUAAACUUUGAAAAGCCAUAACUAUUUCCGAGCCUUAAUUGUCUGAAUAGUACCCGUUUGUGACCGUCUGGCCUGAGUUUCUCUCCUCGUUUUCCUCUGUUUGCGCUGCUAGUUGACGUCGCUCAUGGAGUACUUUUGCAUGUCACUCUUUUGGUUUGUAAAGCACUUGUCUGCCCGUGUCACUGGAGGUCAGCGUGGCCUGUUCUACAGCUGGGGGAUUAGGCCUGGAGCCAUCGGCUGUGUUUUCUUUACAAUAUGCAAAAAAAAAAACUGACAUAAUUCCCCUGUGGCUAAUUACUGAUUUCUCAUCAGUGGUUUUGAAUGGAAAGGAGCCAUAAUGAGUCUGUUUCAGGGGCAAAAUUCGAAUGACCCCCACCUCUUAUCCGCCUGGUGCAGGUUAGUCCCUGUCUUUAGGUAACAGACAUAAGAACUGAAGAACUCUUCUUUUCUUCUUGAACCAUACCUUUCUGUUUUGGUACAGUAAAGAGUUACACAAAAGCCUGUUUUUUUUUUUUGUUACAGUCAUGGAAAAACUGUUGCUUUUUGAUUACAGAGCCAUGAAGCCAUGAAGAUGAGGGCUAUAUUGAAUAAAUUCCAAUAGGGUAGACUUGGAAGUCUGAUUGAAUGCUUUAACUGAUGUGAAUAUUUGCGCUACAGAAUAUGAUGAUGACUGUGUUAUGUUGUCCUUCUUUCAUAAUUUGUAUUUCCUUGGGUUCUGUGGGUGAUUUAAUGUUUUUUUUUUUUCCUCUGAUAGAAUAUUUUUCUACAAAACUGCGGUGUGCAUUUAAUGGUGUUCUCAGGGCAUUGGUGUCAUUUCUGUAAUAUUAUGUGUAUAUUUUAUCUUUUAUCAUGACCUCUGUAUUUUACAUUUUCAUUUGUUUUCUAGUGUUGUGCAUUUACUGUUUAUAAAUUGUACAAUAAAUGGAAACUUGAAGGA